This is a messenger RNA of Arabis nemorensis, 723 nucleotides long. The record is from the annotation of a GenBank genome assembly. NCBI's taxonomy places the organism in Eukaryota, Viridiplantae, Streptophyta, Magnoliopsida, Brassicales, Brassicaceae.
AUGGUUGCUCAGGAGAGAUUCACUGUGGAUCUUAAUAAGCCCCUUGUGUCCCAGGUUGGUCAUCUUGGAGAAGCUUACGACGAAUGGGUUCACCAACCUAUCGUGACCAAGGAAGGUCCUCGGUUUUUCGAGAGUGAUUUUUGGGAGUUCUUGACCCUUACAGUUUGGUGGGCGAUUCCUGUCAUUUGGUUGCCAGUUGUAGUCUGGUGCAUCUCAAUGUCAGUAAGCAUGGGCCAUUCCCUUCCCGAAGUCGUCGCAAUGGUAGUCUUUGGAAUGUUUCUCUGGACGUUUAUAGAAUACAUUCUUCACCGGUUCCUUUUCCACAUGAAAACCACGAGUUACUGGGGAAACACUGCACACUAUCUUCUUCAUGGAUUCCAUCACAAGCACCCAAUGGACCACCUUCGACUCGUCUUUCCUCCUCUGGCAACAGCGAUUAUAUGUGUUUUUUUCUGGAACCUCGUGAAGUUUUUCGCAACCCCUUCAACCACACCUGCAGUGUUUGGAGGCGGAUUGCUCGGGUACGUGAUAUACGAUGUCACUCACUACUACCUUCACCAUGCCCAUCCAACUAUAUCAGUGACCAAAAGUCUCAAGAAAUACCAUUUGAAACAUCACUUCAGAAUUCAGGAUAAGGGAUUUGGUGUGACUUCGUCGUUAUGGGACAUAGUGUUUGGGACACUUCUCACCACAAAAGCCCCUAAAAGAGAUCAACAGAACUAA